Molecule: messenger RNA, 327 nt
Organism: Oncorhynchus tshawytscha (Chinook salmon)
Lineage: Eukaryota; Metazoa; Chordata; Actinopteri; Salmoniformes; Salmonidae
Product: type-1 angiotensin II receptor-associated protein-like
Exons: 5
Biological process (GO): angiotensin-activated signaling pathway; regulation of blood pressure
Cellular component (GO): plasma membrane
Source: RefSeq, a predicted model, not a curated record
AUUCCUGCCAUAAACCUCAAGGCCAUAGUACUGGUGCACUGGCUUCUGACCGUCUGGGGCUGUAUGGAGUGGCUGCCCCCCUCUUAUGCCUGGGGUAACUUCAGUGUCCUGGCUCUGGGUGUGUGGGCCAUCGCUCAGAGGGACUCCAUUGAUGCUGUACUUAUGAUUGGGUGUGGGGGUCGAUUUGAGAAAACGGCAGGCUUCCCCAGUGUAACACGAAACAGAGAUGCUUACCAGUCCAUUGACCAGCAGGACCAGACAACCAGCUCAGCCAACCCCUUCAACCAGGCCAGGGACACCAAGGCUGGAGCAACAAACUCCUACUGA